Trifolium pratense (red clover) is the source of this 3009-nucleotide messenger RNA. RefSeq lists its product as uncharacterized. NCBI's taxonomy places the organism in Eukaryota, Viridiplantae, Streptophyta, Magnoliopsida, Fabales, Fabaceae. The coding region runs from base 190 to 2862 and encodes 890 amino acids. The transcript has 15 exons. The record is from RefSeq and is a predicted model, not a curated record. Gene Ontology annotation, molecular function: RNA methyltransferase activity; iron-sulfur cluster binding. Gene Ontology annotation, biological process: rRNA base methylation; tRNA methylation.
AAUUGAUUAAUUGAAUUGUACUAUUUGAUUUUAGGGAGAAAAAAAAAGAAGCCUCGCCCUCCCCUCCGUACAAGAGACACUUCGUCAAAGAACCCUAGCACAGCUCCGUGCGAUUUUUCCCCAAUUGUUUCUGGGAAACCUCUUUGAAUUCACCGCCUUCACCACGUUAUUCGCGUCCAUUCGGUGAUAAUGGAUAACCCUUUCAAUCGCACCUAUGAGAAACCCUGUGGUGAAAGCAGAAUGAAAAUCCGAUCAGUAUUCGACGGCGUUGAGUUGAGAACUGAAUUCCAAAAAAUUGGCAUCGAUUCAAAGUUCGUACCAAUCAUAUGGAAGCAUCUCUUUCUAACUCUCCGAAGUUCUAACGAUUGGGAUGAUGAUGAUGAAUGGGAGAAACACAUUCCUUUUUUGCCAUCUUCAGCCUAUUCAUUCCUCCGUUCCAACUUCAAAACCCCUCUCUCUUCUACUCUCCACUCCGUUUUCCACUCUUCCGAUAACCUCACUUCCAAGCUCCUCAUCAAACUCCAGAAUGGUUCUUUUGUGGAAGCUGUCAUUAUGAGAUAUGAUACUCGUUUGGGUAAAUACGCCGGUAAACCCCGUCCCGGUGGUCUCAGAGCUACUUUGUGUAUUUCUUCUCAGGUUGGAUGCAAAAUGGGUUGCAAAUUCUGUGCAACUGGAAGUAUGGGAUUCAAAAGUAAUUUAUCCUCCGGAGAAAUUGUCGAACAAUUGGUUCAUGCAUCUACUUUUGCACAAAUCCGUAAUGUUGUCUUCAUGGGAAUGGGAGAGCCUCUCAACAACUACUCUGCUGUCGUAGAAUCUAUUCGUAUCAUGACUGGGUCGCCAUUUCAAUUGUCAUUAAAAAGGAUUACUGUCUCAACGGUUGGCAUCAUUCAUGCUAUCAACAAGCUUCAUAAUGAUGUGCCUGGUUUGAAUUUGGCUGUCUCACUACAUGCACCGGCCCAAGACAUCCGUUGCCAGAUAAUGCCUGCUGCCCGUGCUUUCCCUUUGGAAAAACUUAUGGAUUCAUUGCAAGAAUAUAAAAGGAAAAGUCUGCAGAAAAUAUUAAUUGAAUACAUAAUGCUUGAUGGUGUGAAUGAUGAAGAGCAGCAUGCCCACCUAUUAGGAAAACUGCUGGAGACAUUUGAAGUGGUAGUGAACUUAAUACCUUUCAACUCUAUUGGUACAUUGAGUCAAUUCAAAUCUACUAGUGAGCAGAAAGUGUCUAAUUUUCAGAAAAUUUUACGGGGUACCUAUAAUAUACGAACAAAAGUCCGGAAGCAAAUGGGUGAGGACAUAAGUGGUGCGUGCGGACAAUUGGGUGACCUUUGCAGAUACGUGAUUGCAAACGAUGAAUUCGAGAAUUCCGGAUCUGAAUCCGAGAAUUCCGAGAAUUCCGAACCUGAAUCCGAGAAUUCAGAACCUGAAUCCGAAAAUUCCUCUGAAACCUUAUCUGAGAACGAGAAUUUCGCUGAAAUCAUAUGUGAUACAUACUUCGCACCCAACAAAGCUAAGGAUACACAUCUAGUGCAGACCGAUUUUCUUGAUGUUAUUUUGACUUUGCUUUGGUUUGCUUCACCUUCCGAUGAACGCCCGAAUCAUUCCUUUCAAAGGAUGCUUCGGUGUCUACGUUAUUUGCCUGUUGAUUAUCUUGCUGAUGAAGCAAUGGAUCAGCUUACUGAGGAGGAUUUAGACCUCAUCCUUGUUUCGAUUUCGGGAAUUGAAGAUUCCACCAUUGAGCUUAAGGCAAAUGCGAUGAAAUUCUAUCAGCGUGCUAAGUUGAGGGUUAAGCAACAAGACCCUUAUUACCCCAAUGCUCAUGAUCCUUCUUUGAUGACGGAGAUGUUGGAGAAGAUUAUUUGUAGAUUGGAUGAUUAUUAUUCUCACCAGAAGGAGAAGCGCAAGUUAAACCUUACAAAGGAGAGGGAUGAAUUGGCAGCAGCAGUGAAGAAGCUGAGUCAUGACUUUGCAAAGGUUGAAGUGGAAGUUGAGAGACCUGGCCAGCUUAAAGCAAGCGGGAUGAAGGAAAUUGAUUUCAAGAAGCAAGCAGAAGUAGAAACCAUAGAUACUAGAACCUGUGACCAAGCCGUUCCAAAGGCAUACACUGAGAUGGAUGAUGAUGAAAGUGGCUAUACAACACAUCAUUCAUACAGUGGCUCUUCAGAUGUUGGUAAAACAAUUGAUGAAGAAGGUCAAACACACAAUAUUGCUGGAAUUCUGUUUUUUCGUCAAGCCAGGAGUUGCCUUUCAUAUGAGCAAUACAGUGCAUUUCUUGCUACCAUAAAGAAAUUCGUUGCUAAGAAACAAACAAGAGAGCUAUCUCUGUACACAAGUGAUAUUCUUGAAGAUAUGAGCAUUAUGUUGCAAAACCUCCUUCUACUUAAAAACGAAAACGUAUAUCCGACAGAAGAAAAUCUUAAAGCAAUUUGGAAAGGGUCAGACACGACGUUUUCGGAAACCUUACGCUUGGGGCAAUUAUUUGGUAAAGUUUGCAAAGGUCGUGGACUUCAACAAAGGAAAACUGUUUAUCGUCUAUCUUUGCAUCCACUAUGGUACUGUGUGGAUCCUAGUAUCGGUAAUGUUCAGAAUCUCUCCAAAGCCUUAUUACAAGGCUUAUCUUUUGCCCUUCUGAACAACGAAAAGCUGAUAAAAGAGAUUGAGAAGUCUACAUCCGAAUACUCUUGUGCUGCUUGUUUACGUGAUCACUGCAUCUUUCUUAAAGACUAUACUAUUGGCGAUUGCUUAGUUUUACGACGCCUUUUAGUGGAAGAUUUGAAAUGGUUGGAGCUAUAUUAUGAUCUUAGCUUGGUGCAUUUUAUUAAUAAGGCUACUAUUCAAAGCUAUGUGUUUGACCACCAGGUAUUUUAAUAGGUGAUAUUGUAGAUUUGAACUCAUGUUUCGCACAUUUCCACUGCCUUUUACAAUCUUAUCAGCACUUGCAGAACAAAUUUUGAGUUCUUCUGUUCUGAUAUUUGGAGUUAUUUAAUUAGUAACAUUGAAAAUGGUAAUAAGGGU